UUCUCUCUGAUCUGCUGUCACUGUGGGCUUUUCUACAUCAGUGGGGCUCGUUGCAUCUCCACAAUGACGACGACUGCAUAUUCUGUAUGAGAGAGAGUGAGUCUUUGGCCAGCUGGCUGGAUGUGUGCAAGUAUGUGUCAUUGAAGAGGAGGAAGAGGAGGAAAAUACCUUAACCCUUCCAUUACCCGUCCCACUGUCUGUCUGUCUGUCUGUCUGUCUGUUUGUACCUCCUCACUGUCUCUUUGUCAGUGGCUGGCCAAGCUCCUCUCCCCUGUGUCCUGCUCUCUACCUGGCCUCCAUGAGUUUAAUUGAGGACAAGCCAUUCCUCCUUGGAAGAUGGGAAACGCUUCAGACACGUCUGCUGUGUUUGCCUCCAGCAUCUCCGAGGAGCAUGACAUCCUCAUGGGCUCGAUCUACAGCGUCUUUUGUAUACUGUCCCUCAUGGGCAACUGCAUUCUGCUGCUUGUUGCAUAUCACAAGCGGUCGACCCUGAAGCCGGCCGAGUUCUUCAUCAUCAAUCUUUCCAUCAGUGACCUUGGGAUGACGCUCUCUUUAUUCCCAUUGGCGAUACCUUCUUCUCUGACACACAGGUGGCUGUUUGGAGAAAUCACCUGUCAGCUCUAUGCAAUGUGCGGAGUACUGUUUGGUCUGUGCAGCUUGACCAACCUCACAGCCCUCUCCUUAGUGUGCUGCCUUAAAGUUGCUUCCCCAGCCAUGGUAACAAGUUCUCCUCGCAGCGCAACGAGGACAGGAACAGCUCGAUGCGUUUCUCAAAUGGACAGCAGGAGAGCUACGGGCCGUGUCUGCACUGCACUGAGACGGCAGCCUCCUGUCACUUGACCGCACCCCAAAGGACUGCCUGCAUCCUGACAGGUUCCACCUACACAGAGGUGACAGUUAGCCAGCUCUCUACAAAACCACAGGCUGAUUUCUUCUAGUGGUACAACUUCCUUCUUUCAUGAAGCAGACGAGACCGGACAGGUGCUCACAAAGACAGAGAGAACACAGGGCAUGGACAACAAAACAACAAAGGCCCCGCACGAGUUACAGUAAGAGUGUGUCGGCAAGACUUGAUAGAAUAGCAUCAUCACAGGCUUGCAGGGCAAUGGCAUCCCUCCUGAAAGUCAGCCCUUUCAUUGUGAAAUUCAAAAUUCAUUGUGAGAUUCAAAAUCAGCAUUACUUCAUCAGAUAUUUGCCACAGAAAUGUAUGCAUGUAAUGUUUUGAUGUCUACAUCUGUGCCAGCUUGUUUCCGGGCUUAUUCUAAUAUACAGUUAUUAAACUGGGUUUUGUGGGGUUUUGCAAAUAAGACUGGAAUGUCCGUCAUUUACACGAAGGACAUUUAGACAAUAAUUUUAACCAAACAGAUUUUUUCAGCACCUACAACACAUUGCAGUUUUUUUUUGUUUUUUUUGAUAUAAUUUAUUUAAAAAUUAAAACAGGGUAACUUGAGAUCACGAUUUUAUAACGAUUAAUCGCGCAAGGCCUUGUCCCAUGGCAUGAAAAUGUCUUUUUAACAUUAAUAUGAGUUCCCUCAGCCUGCCUAUGGUCCUCCAGUGACUAGAAAUGGUGAUAGGUGUAAACCGAGCCCCGGGUAUCCUGCUCUGCCUUUGAGAAAACGAAAGCUCAGAUGGGCCAAUCUAAAAUCUUGCCCCUUAUGAGGUCAUAAGGGGCAAGAUUCCAGAUUUCCCCUUACUCUGAUUUGCCCGCCCAGAGCAUUUGGCCAGCCCAUGAGAGAGAGACAUCAUGGCUUU
Etheostoma spectabile (orangethroat darter) is the source of this 1752-nucleotide messenger RNA. Its product is annotated as opsin-5. Gene Ontology annotation, biological process: G protein-coupled receptor signaling pathway. The record is from RefSeq and is a predicted model, not a curated record. NCBI's taxonomy places the organism in Eukaryota, Metazoa, Chordata, Actinopteri, Perciformes, Percidae. The transcript has 5 exons. Gene Ontology annotation, molecular function: G protein-coupled receptor activity. Bases 337 to 840 code for a protein of 167 amino acids. Gene Ontology annotation, cellular component: membrane.